This is a messenger RNA of Rhodamnia argentea, 2100 nucleotides long. RefSeq names its product indole-3-acetic acid-amido synthetase GH3.10. The coding region runs from base 132 to 1940 and encodes 602 amino acids. The transcript has 4 exons. Gene Ontology annotation, cellular component: cytoplasm. Gene Ontology annotation, molecular function: acid-amino acid ligase activity. The record is from RefSeq and is a predicted model, not a curated record. Lineage: Eukaryota; Viridiplantae; Streptophyta; Magnoliopsida; Myrtales; Myrtaceae.
UAUAGUAGCCUAGCUAGCCUAAUGGCUUUUGCUUCGUAUGCAUACUUCGCCACAAGGUUCAUAAAGGCCGUUCCUUUCCCACCACCAUCGCCCCGUCGCUUUGCACCGCCAAAAACCCCACCUCCUUCCAAAUGGAAGCGAAGGCUCUUCUUGCGGGAAGACGAGCUCGCGAAGAGUGCGACUCGGACGUCAUCGAACGAUUCGAGGAGGCGUGCGAGAACGCCGGGGCUGUCCAAGCCGAGAUGCUGCGGCGGAUCCUCGUGGCGAACCACGGCACGGAGUACCUGUGCAGGUGGCUGGGGGACGUGGAGGUGGAGGGGAUGGACGCCGGCGCAUUGGAGUCUCUGUACAGGUCGCACGUGCCUCUCGCGUCUCAUGCAGAUUUCGAGCCCUUUAUCCAGAGGAUUGCGGACGGGGACACGUCUCCGGUGCUCACUCGAGAGCCCAUUCAACUUCUCUCGCUAAGUUCUGGAACUACUGACGGAAGGCAAAAGUACGUGCCCUUCACUCGCCAUAGCUCGCAGACCACUCUCCAGAUUUUCAGAAUUGCAGCUGCAUAUCGAUCCAGGGUAUACCCGAUUGGUGAAGGAGGGAGGAUUCUUGAAUUCAUCUACAGCAGCAAGCAGUCCAAGACCAAAGGCGGCCUCACGGCCGGCACCGCCACGACCCACUAUUACUCGAGCGAGGAGUUCAAGAUCAAGCAAGAGAAGACCAAUUCCUUCACCUGCAGCCCCGAGGAGGUCAUCUCCAGCGGCGACCACAAGCAGUCCACCUACUGCCACCUCCUCCUCGGGCUCUACUUCGCCGACCGCAUCGAGUUCAUCACCUCCACCUUCGCCUACAGCAUCGUCCAGGCUUUCCGGGCCUUCGAGGACCACUGGCGGGAGAUCUGCGGUGACAUCCGGGCCGGCGGGCUCAGCCCAAGGAUCACCGUCGAGAAGACGCGGCAGGCCGUGCUGGGGAUCGUGUCCCCGAACCCAUCCCUCGCACGGCGGCUCGAGGCAGCCUGCGAGGAGCUAGAGAGGAAGGACUGGUGCGGAGUAAUACCCAAGCUGUGGCCUAAGGCUAAAUACGUCUACUCCAUAAUGACAGGCUCCAUGCAGCAUUACUUGACGAAGCUGAGGCACUACGCCGGGGGGUUGCCACUGGUGAGCGCCGACUAUGGGUCGACCGAGAGCUGGAUCGGGGUGAACGUGGAUCCAAGUCUGCCUCUGGAGAGGGUGACUUUCGUGGUCGUGCCAACCUUCUCUUACUUCGAGUUCAUACCGCUUCACCGGCAGAAGAAUCGGAGCAGCAGAAAGAACGGCGAAGCCAUAGAUGAUGAUUUUGUGGAGGAUGAGCCAGUGUCUCUCUCUCAGGUCAAAGUUGGGCAAGAGUAUGAGAUUGUGCUCACUACUUUGACUGGGCUUUACAGAUACAGGCUCGGAGACGUGGUGGAGGUGGCCGGCUUCCACAAGGGCACGCCCAAGUUGAACUUCAUAUGCCGGAGGAAGCUGAUCCUGACCGUGAACAUCGACAAGAACACCGAGAAGGACCUCCAGCUGGUGGUGGAGAGAGGCUCCCAGCUGCUGCGGAAGGCGAUGGGGGAGCUGGUGGACUUCACGAGCCACGCCGACGUCUCCAAGCCGCCCGGCCACUACGUGAUAUACUGGGAGAUCAAGGGAGAGGUGGAGGAGAAGGUCCUCGGCGAGUGUUGCAGAGAGAUGGACGCUUCGUUUGAAGAUCACGGCUACGUGGUCUCUCGGAAGUGCAAUUCAAUAGGGCCACUGGAGCUCUGCAUUGUGGAGACGGGGACUUUUAGGAAGAUUUUGGAUCAUUUCAUAGGGAACGGGGCUGCGUUGAGCCAGUUCAAGACCCCAAGGUGCACCAGCAACCAAGUCCUCUUGAGCAUCCUCAAUGGGUGUGCCAUCAAAAGGUUCUACAGCACAGCGUAUGGUUGAGAGUUAGGGAAGACUCGCAUCACAAGAAUGAAAUGUAGGAACGCGAUUUCGAAGUGCAAUUGAGUUAGUUGUGAGAUAAUCGGCGAGGACUUAUUGGUAAAAUUUUCUCUUGAAGUAUGAAAGUGCUCAUAAUAAUGUCGAAUAUCUUAUUAACGCUCUC